GAAGUGCUGGAAGCAAUCAAUUAAGGCAUCGAUUGAACCUUCAUAAAAUUUGCCGGUAUUAAGAUAUGAUGGCCUCGACUUGAGAUCAUCAAAGUUACUUCUAGAAGCCGACUGCCGGGGCGAAUCUCGGCUACUACUUAUCUAUGUAUCAACAUGAAGAACUGAAGGAGCAUAUGCGCCCCAGAUAGCGAAUAUAAUACAUGGCAAGACGAUGCCAAGGCUCUUGCUUCCCUCUUAUCGUCGAACUGCAGAGGUUUAGACGCGAUGAGUAUUCUCAAGAGACUCGAAAUCCCUCACGAGCCGGGGUUGUCGAAUCGCGAGCUGUUUCUAAACAAUGAGGAUCUAUCGCCCGUCCCUCCGGAGAAACGGACAUGGAAAAGCAUCAACUUUGUCGCAUUCUGGAUUGCGGAUAGUUUCAACAUCAACACAUGGAUGAUCGUUUCGUCGAUGGUGCAGAGCAAGCUGUCGUGGUGGCAAGCGUGGAUCUGCGUUUGGAUCGGUUAUAGUGUCGUCGCGCCAUUUAUCGUAUUGAAUGCUAGGCCUGGUGCAAAAUUUCAUGUUACAUUCCCUGUCGUCGCGCGUACGAGCUUUGGACUUUAUGGAAGCUUGUGGUGCACAUUUAAUCGUGGUGCUAUGGCUUGUAUAUGGUACGGGGUACAAGCAAGCAUUGGCGGCACCUGCGUUCUGGUCAUGUUAAGGGCGAUGUGGCCGAGCGUUAACAAUAUACCGAACCAUCUCCCUGCUUCGUCCGGAACGACGACUAGAGACUUCAUGUGUUUCUUCUUGUUCUGGCUCAUAUCCUUGCCAGCUAUCUGGUUCCCUAUCCACCAAAUACGACACCUCUUUACACUCAAGGCCAUCGUUGCUCCAACAGCAGGAAUCACAUUCUUCAUUUGGUGCAUAGUGAAAGCCAAGGGUAUCGGGCCCAUCAUGUCCCAACCGUCCCAAAUUCAAGGGUCUGAGUUGGCCUGGGAGAUGGUUAUAAGCCUCAUGUCGUGCAUCAGCAACAUGGCCACGCUCGUCACAAACGCGCCUGACUUUGCUUCGCGCGCACAUAGUCCAUCAGCAGCAUUGCUGCCGCAACUGGUUUCAGUGCCGUUGACAUUUUCGCUGGUUAGCUUUGUAGGCAUUGUCGUAAGUUCUUCGUCACAGACGAUAUUCGGGGAGGCAAUCUGGUCACCUAUCGAUCUUCUCGGGCGUUUCCUGGACGAUUCUCCAUCAAGUGCGACACGAUUUGGUGUUUGGUUUAUUUCGGCGUCAUUUAUCAUUGCACAGGUAGGAACCAAUAUCUCCGCAAACUCCGUAAGUGCGGGCUGCGAUCUUACCGCGCUCUUUCCGCGAUAUAUUAACAUCCGGAGAGGAGGCUAUGUAGCUGCCCUUGUCGGGAUUUGUAUGCUCCCGUGGAAUCUCCUCAAAGAUAGUAAUAGUUUCACUUCGUACCUUUCGGCAUACUCGGUCUUUCUAAGCUCGAUAGCGGGUGUAAUGAUCACAGAAUACUACGUAGUUCGAAAAGGGCACUAUCGUGUCUCGGACCUGUACCAUUCAGGCAAGGACGGGUGGUAUUAUUAUACGUUCGGGAUUAACUUGCGUGCCUAUACCGCUUAUAUUGGAGGAAUUUUGAUCAAUGUCGUGGGAUUCGCUGGAGCAGCGGGAAGAAAUGUGCCUAUUGCGGCCACGAGGAUAUACGACAUGUCCUUCUUCACAGGUUUCGGUGUCUCCUCUUUAAUUUACUGGGGUCUCAAUUACGCUUUCCCUGUUCCCGGCGCGGCUUCAUCGUUCAACGAAGUGGAUAGUUCUGAAGAAGACAACGACCGCCCAGAAUGUUUCACCCAGGACAGGAUCGAUGAGAUUAAGGACUAUCUAUAAUGCAUAAGCUUACUGUACCUCUUGUCGGAUAUUUCUAUCUAG
Messenger RNA from Guyanagaster necrorhizus, 1908 nucleotides. RefSeq lists its product as uncharacterized. The record is from RefSeq and is a predicted model, not a curated record. Gene Ontology annotation, biological process: transmembrane transport; nucleobase transport. Gene Ontology annotation, cellular component: plasma membrane. NCBI's taxonomy places the organism in Eukaryota, Fungi, Basidiomycota, Agaricomycetes, Agaricales, Physalacriaceae. Bases 265 to 1866 code for a protein of 533 amino acids. Gene Ontology annotation, molecular function: nucleobase transmembrane transporter activity. The transcript has 16 exons.